Molecule: messenger RNA, 822 nt
Organism: Rhipicephalus sanguineus (brown dog tick)
Lineage: Eukaryota; Metazoa; Arthropoda; Arachnida; Ixodida; Ixodidae
Product: BTB/POZ domain-containing protein 6-B-like
Exons: 2
Coding region: 85-822 (245 amino acids)
Biological process (GO): neurogenesis
Cellular component (GO): cytosol
Molecular function (GO): protein binding
Source: RefSeq, a predicted model, not a curated record
GAAUCUGGCGACCUUUCCGACGUGGAGAUCUCGGUCGAGUCCACGCAUUUCCCAGGCCAGUCGGCUACUUUCAAGGCCCACAAGAUGAUCAUGGCGUUACAGAAUGAUGUGUUCAGGGCCAUGUUCUACGGCGACUUCGCCAAGGAGGACCGCGUAGUCAUCACCGACUUGCAUCCAGAAGGUGUCCGUGGUCUCUUGCGAUACUUCUACAGCGGACGUCUUGAAGUAAAAACCGUACAUCAAGCCGCCUGUACCCGUACCGCUGCUGCCAAGUACCUCAUACCGCAGCUGGAGGAGAUAUGCCUCAAAUUCAUGGAUUUCCAUAUGACUCCCGAUGGCGUGUGUCCUUUCCUCGACUACGUGCUGACCGUCGGCGAAGAAGCCUUAACAACCCUCGCAGCAAUAGUAAUUAUCAAGAACAGCCUUGAAGUUAUCUCCUCCGCGAAGUUUAAGUCUUGCACCGAAGCUACGAUCAAAUAUGUCCUCAAACAUGUUACCAAUGUGUCCGAGGCAUUGGUGCUACAAGCCGUGCACGCCUGGGGGCAGCAGCGCUUGAAGCCCAUGGAGAAAUCGUGCACACCUGCACGCGAUGAAGCGUGCGGCGGGCACGAAGGUGAAUCGGGAGAUUUGCGGGCCGUCAUGCUGCCGCUGCUCCCCCAGCUACGAUUCCUCGCACUGACGCCACAAGAGUUCAUCGAUGGUCCUAACGCGUGGGGAGUCUUCACAGAUGCGGAAGCGCGGGCUCUAUUCAGCAACAUUGUGAAACGAGGUUCGAUGCCCCUGCCAGCGGGAUUCUGCGACAUCCGGGAGGCUCGCGGCUAA